Messenger RNA from Tetrahymena thermophila SB210, 264 nucleotides. RefSeq lists its product as hypothetical. Lineage: Eukaryota; Ciliophora; Oligohymenophorea; Hymenostomatida; Tetrahymenidae. The record is from RefSeq and is a predicted model, not a curated record. The transcript has a single exon.
AUGUAAAAAGAUGGUAGAGCAAUCAAAUAUGAAUAGCUCUAAAACAUAAAAGACAUGCCAUCUAAAAAACCUUCUUUAAUUCUACCAGAGAAAUAAGCAGAGAAAAAUAAAACGCAAGCAGUAAAACAGUUAAUAAAAAAGAAUAUUUUAGUAACUAAAAAUAUUUAGUUUUAUUAAUUCUCAGCUAUUUCCUUCAAAAAGAAAGUAUAACCAAUAAAACUUGAAAAUGUUUUUUAAUCUGAAGCUAAUUCAUUGUAUGUCUGA